Molecule: messenger RNA, 3561 nt
Organism: Galleria mellonella (greater wax moth)
Lineage: Eukaryota; Metazoa; Arthropoda; Insecta; Lepidoptera; Pyralidae
Gene: ENGase
Exons: 9
Coding region: 155-2425 (756 amino acids)
Biological process (GO): protein deglycosylation
Cellular component (GO): cytoplasm
Molecular function (GO): mannosyl-glycoprotein endo-beta-N-acetylglucosaminidase activity
Source: RefSeq, a predicted model, not a curated record
UCAAAAUAAAAUGUCAGAUCAGUGACAAUUAAUCGUAAAUAAAUCUAACUUAGUUUAGUUCUUUCUGUAAAUAAGUGCAUAAUUUAUAUAUUGCAAAUUAAAAUCGAUUGCUGUACAAUUUGUGUAUGUAGUCUUAGUUUAAAGUGAAUUGAAAAUGAAAGUGAAGUCUAUUUGGAAGGAAGAUGAACUAACCUGCAAACCGCUCGAUACAUACAGUGAAAUAUUAUUAUUUUUAGAAAGUCCUCCUUCGUGGAGAUCUUUAUGUAAAGAAUUACAGUUACAUAGUAAAAAAAUAAUAAAGAAUAUUGAGAUAAACAAACAAGCUGCAGUAAUCCUUGAUAACCCACAUAUAUUUUGUCAUUUCGAUCCGGAUACGGAUGAUAUAGACCGGCACAAUGAAUCUAAUUUACCCAAGACGUUGGUAUGCCAUGAUAUGGCUAACGGAUAUCACGAUGAUAGCAUUAUCGACGGUACGGGCCAGCACGACGCGUACACGUUCUACAACUGGUCGGGUAUCGACAUCUUCUGCUACUUCAGUCACCACCUCAUCACGAUACCGCCACUCGGCUGGAUUAAUGUGGGCCACGCGCACGGCGUCAAAGUUAUUGGUACGGUCAUAACAGAAUGGGGGAACGGCAUUGCGUUCUGGGACAAAAUGUUGGAGUCAGAAGCUCAGUAUCAGGAUUUCGCAAGCGCCCUCGUGGCCAUCGCAAAAACGCUGAAGUUCGAUGGGUGGCUACUGAACGUUGAAAAUAAGGUGACGAAACCCGCGAUGCUGCUGAAGUUCGUGCGCUACCUGCACAAGAUGCUGCACCAGGAGCUGCCGGCGCCGGUGCUCAUCUGGUACGACAGCGUCACCAUAGACGGACACCUCAACUGGCAGAACGGGCUCAACCACAAAAAUAAAGAUUUCUUUGACGCCUGCGACGGAUUCUUCACCAACUACUCGUGGACGGAGGCGGACGUAGCGUCGAGUGCGAAGGUGGCCGGUGAUCGCCUCACCGACCUCUACAUCGGCAUUGAUGUGUGGGGCAGGAACUUCUACGGAGGCGGCCAGUUUAAUAUACGGGAGGCAGUGGAAGUAGCCUACAGCCAUGGGUGUUCCUUGGCCAUUUUCGCGCCUGCCUGGACCCACGAGGCGAUGAGUCAAGACAAGACUGGCUACAACGCUGUCGCAGUGGCCGACGAUUUGGACGCUUACGAUCAGUUCCUGUUGAGGGACCGCGCGCUGUGGGGCAGUAUAUGGCCCUUCUUAAAUACUAGGCUACCUUGCACGCUGCCCUUUCAGACUUCCUUCUGCAGAGGACAAGGAAAGAAAAGAAGAUUAUAUGGAGAGGUUUUAUGUCCUGUACCAUGGUACAACUUGCGACAUAUGCAGUACCAGCCCAACGCAAAUCACGGCCCACACGGCUACCUCCUUUCUACAUUGGACAACAUCAUGACUGUCUCCCAAAAAUGUAUCGUUAGAGACCCAAAAGGAAUCAUAAAAUAUCGGGAAUCAUUCCUCACCAGCAGACAAGAGUUACACUCUUUAAAAAGUAAAGAAAGUGGAACCGAGGUUAAAUGGUCAACUACUAACGAAGUGAAUGCACAAGUCGAAGAUAAUGUUAUAGACGACUCUGAUGAUGAAACGAGUACCGUUAAAAAGAAAAUGAAGCGUACUUUUCAAAAUUUAUUCAAGAAAUCAGAAAAGAAAACUGAAAUUGGCGGGGAAAAGGAAGACGCAGCGGUAACGGAUGAGAGAGAUGUUGAUCAGGAGUCGGGUCCGAGCACAUCGACUGGACAGUCAAUGGUGCAAAUGCCCGUGAAUUUAAGACAGGCGCAAGCGCAGGUGAAGACGCGGUAUGCACUAGCUUGCGUCCCCGAUGAGCUGGAGUGCCUUGAAGUGUGCUUGGAAGACAGUUUUAUUGGAGGUUCUUGUUUAAAAGUAAAUCCUUCCGAUAAGUUGUCACCCGAGCACAGAAUGACUAGGAUCUUCCAUUGCGAUUUCCAAUGCAAGGACACGUUAAUCGUUUGCGUGGUGACAAAAACAUUGACCGAGAAUGAGGAGCAGUUCUUAAACAUUAAACUGCAUGCAAGGAAUGCGACGGGCGAGGAUUUGAAGGUGGUGCUGGUGGGGCGCGACUUACCGGCGCAGCAGCAAGUUAUCUCCGCCGUCAACCAGACCACGUCGGGUACUCUGAGCGUGUACCCGUUGAAUGUAACGAGCAGCGAGUUUAGGGAAUUACAGAAGUACCUGCUGUUCAAGGAGCCAGGUUUCUAUAUUUCGGUGGAAAAUUCUUAUGGGUGGAGAAUAAGGUACUACGAGGUGCAGGUGGCGGGGCUGCAGGUGUCGUCGGUGAACUGCCGCACCGGCAUGGAGAGGGGAGGCGUCCUGCUCGGCUACUUUGGUCUCUGUCAGCGCUCGCAAAACCCAGAACAAUGAGACAAACCCUGUUGCACCUUCUUAACAUGAUGACGGAAGAAAUUGAAAACAUACCUAUUGUGACUAAACACUUUAUUGUACAGGGUGUCAAACUGGAUAUGUGACAAUGUCCCAUGUCACCAUUGCUACACUCAGCACCUAAUAGCAAGAUGCACGUGACAGAUCGUUGAAUUAGGGAAAAGUAUUUACAUGUACUUAGAUAUUCAACAAAAUAAUUGAUCGUGGGACUUUAAAUCUAUGAUUAAAACUUCAAUUUGAUAUCACAGAGAAAUAAUGUAUUUUUUUCAUAAAGUAUUUAUUUAUUGGAACCAUAAAAUAUUUUUUACAAAUUACAAAAGUAGGUUAGUAAAUAUUUAUAAAUAUUUACUAACCUGGACCAAGGACGUGUGAAAUAAUUUUUUAAUAGAUUUAUGUCCAAAUUGUUAUUUUAAAUUUACGUUUUGAUGGCCCAUGGUACUUUUGCGUAAUGAUCAAAUUAAAAUAUUAGUUUACGAGAUAGAUUUCGAAAAAUCGAGUCCAUUCAUAAUAAAAUACUUUUUUAAGAGUCUUUAUAACGAAACAUUGGUGUGGAUGACGCUGGUCAAUUCGCCCAUCGUCACGAACUCCACAAGUAUUAUCUAUGAUGGUUUACAUGGGGCAUUGCUAGUAAUAUAACCUGAUAGGGACUACCUAUUUACCAGAUUUACUAGAGGGAGACUGUACAAAAAUCGAUUGCUUUGGUACUUCUGUCGUGAAGCAGUUGUGUUUGCAUGGCUGUGUUUCGGUUUGAAGGAUGGGAUAUUGCAGUGAAUUUACAGGGUACAGAGGAAUAACACCUGAGUCCUCAGGAAUGGCAACGCAUGGGGGGUAUCAUGGGCGAAACAGUAUACUCUGUUAUGUCCAUGGUACUGCUCAUGUUUAUAGGCGACGGUUACCACUUUACAUUAGGUGGACCGUCAGCUUGUUUGCCAUUCUAAAUUGUAUAUAAAAAAAAAAAAAUUAACAGCUUAUUAAUAAAAACGAAAUGGUCAUAAACGUUCAUUGCCUUUUUUAUAUUAAAAAAUGUAUAAAUAAAUUAACUAUAUUAUAUGGUAUUGUACAAAAUAUUUAAUGUAUUUACACUAUUAUAAGUUCUGCUAAAAUAAACAUAAAAUAUU